AUGGCGGACACCAGCGUACGGUCGCGUUCGCCGAGCUCCACGAUUGAGGAGGCGGAUGGCAGAGCGUCCGAGAUGGAUGAGCAGAUCACGCCGCAACCUCCCUCGCCGGCGCGCCUGGAUCCGAGAACCACGUUACGGCACGUCCUCGAGAACUCCGAUUCUCAGCAGAACACCCCCUCCGCUUCAGCAUCUAAGCUCAAUGCCGACAUGACGGAGGACGAUGAGGCCAGAACGCCUAGCAGGACGGAAACCCCUGCGGAGGCUCCAUCCACGACGACCACCAGUGCCCCUCGGAGGCGCAAGGAGGCCGGGACAGGAAAUGGAAUCCAUAACCUAACUUAUCAUGGGAACAAAGUGCGGCAUCUCAAGAAGGACGAUGGGGAGCCCCUAUGGCGAAAAGAUAUCCAGUACGACUUCCUCAAGAUCAUAUUCGAAGAUGAGACGGCGUGCUUUACAAAUACCUACGAUCCGGAAAAUAUCGGCAAACAGACCUUUGCGGAUUUGUACAUCGAUGCUAUGGCUAGGAGUAGCAAGACCAGCAAGAUAUUGCGGGAUAAGCUUUUGACGGAACAUGAGCCGGCGAAGAACAUGGCCAUGGUCUGUCUUCUGGUGAAUUUGGGUCGCAUGAACACUACGUUGAACUUCUUUCCCGAAAUGCGAGCACAGCUCCGAACCUACCAUGCUAUUCCCUCAUUACAAGCACGUCAAGAUCCGAAUUCAUACAAGCAACUUCAAGAUGCGCCUCGACUCAAAUCGAUCCUUAAGGGAGCCUCUGAGGAUCGACCAGAGCCCAACACGCUGGACAAGAUCAAGGCACAGGAUGUCCCACGAACGAAUCCAGUGAAUCUUAUAUUCGUCAUUGCACAAUUCGCUCAUAAAGCCACGGAGCUACAUUUCCCGCCUCCUCGCGAUUUCUUCGAUUUGAUUAUGGGAACAAAUAUAUCAAGCGUAUCAAGGGCGCGUGCAUUCCUAUGGUUGAUGUGGUUCUAUUUGGAGUCCGACUUCACCGAGGAGGGCGCUGAGGAGAACCCAUUUGGCGCUGGUGUUGACUAUGGCGUCCAGGUCAGAAAUCAAGGCGUUCCGGAGCUUGAAAUGCUAACGGAGGAGCAAGAAGCGCAGGAAAACGUAGACACGCAAGAGGAGCUUGACUAUGGACACGCAAAGAUGCGGGAGAGGAAGCGCAUUAUUGAAGCAGACCAAGCUGCAUUUCAAGCUGAGCAAGGCCCACCAAAACGGGGUCCCAAACCAAAACUUCAACUACCCCCGGAUGAUGGCGGUCCCAGCCCAGCCGCCUCGAUAAGUCGAACACGGCCAAAAUUUGAUGAGAUGAGCGGAACUUUGAUGUCCAUGAUGGGCCGGAUUCGACCUAAAUACGAAUCUGAUAUUGAUAGUACUCGCUCCACACCGCCACCUCGAGCCCUUGGCGGCAGUAUGCGCAUUGGUGGAAGGGGUAGGGGCUCUCUAAAACAUCAGUUUGCUGAAGGGUCGUCCCCCGUACCGCAACCCGAGGCUGUCGUCUCGGUUAGACGCUCUAGACCCCUCACAGCACACCAACUGGCCGUGGAGCGGAAUCGAAACCAACGGGUUGACUAUAUCCUAAGUCGAGGUCUAAGAAAGCAGCAUCAUCGCGCCCGAAAAAUUCGCAAACAAGAAGGUGCCUUUUUCCGCGCGUUGAGGAGGACAGAACUGAUGCCCGAUUCUUUUGAGAACAGCGAGGGCGAGGAGAGCCUGCUCAAACCCCCUGCACCAUUUAGGGAAAGGGGUUUCGGGGGCCUUGUGCAACUCGCGAGCGAGGAAGAUGAUUUUGGUGAGGAAAUGUCGGCGUAUGCUGCUGCGUUCCGGAGGAUGGGGAGAAGGCUUGAUCGUUGGGACGGUCAGGAGGACUUGGGCGUCGUCGGCACUGGCCGUAUGGGGGCCCCCAAAACUCCUGUGGCCAACGGCCACGCUGCUCGUCCCGGCAAUGAUGAGACGGAGGAUGAGCGACCCCCGGAGAGCACAGCCAAACCCAAAAAGGGACGUCGAAAUACAAGUGCUCCAGCAAAGCGUGAAGAGGGUCUCGACGAUAUGGAUAAAGAGAUCUUAGGUCUUGGCAGCGAAGCUGAAGAUGAUGGGGACGAGGAUCUUGACGAUGUUGACAAGGCGUUGCUGGGACUUCCUGGGGAUGAGACGGAGGAAGAUGUCACUGAUGGGGGAGCUAUGGAUGUGGACUGA
Venustampulla echinocandica is the source of this 2211-nucleotide messenger RNA. RefSeq lists its product as uncharacterized. The transcript has 2 exons. The coding region runs from base 1 to 2211 and encodes 736 amino acids. NCBI's taxonomy places the organism in Eukaryota, Fungi, Ascomycota, Leotiomycetes, Helotiales, Pleuroascaceae. Gene Ontology annotation, cellular component: Ino80 complex. The record is from RefSeq and is a predicted model, not a curated record.